AUGAAUUGCCUCUCCUCGUCUCAUCUCAAGACAAAUUGCAAGAGUAUAAACACUUGCAUCAUAUGUCACAAGCCACACCAUACUCUGCUGCACUUUAGGGGUAAGCCAGAAGAGAAGACUGAUGAUCGCCCAAAUCAUUCUAAUCACGAAGACAACAAGAGUCACGCGAAAUCUUCGGGCGUAAGCCCAAAAGACACCUCUCUUAAUGAAGCUCCCUCCACUUCAAGCGCCAAUCGCUCCUCUCAUGUUCAGGCUAAUUUCUCAUCCAACAACGAGACGAUUUUACUACGAACAGCUCUAGUUCGUGUUGAACAUCAAGGGGAGUUGUUCACUUUGAGAGCCCUGAUUGAUCCCGGUUCUCAACGAACCUUUAUAACCCAACGAAUUCAGAAGCGCUUGCAAAUUCCCACUUCCAGAGCGCACUUCGAAAUUUUUGGUAUUGGAGAACAGACUCAAACUUCGGAAAAGGAAUGCCAACUCGUCAUUGUCGCUGAAAAAUACGAUGUUCGCUUCACAGUCUCGGCAAUAGUUCUGCCUAAAAUGACAAAAUGGCUACCCUCUGUUUCAUUUGAAGUUUCAAAUCCCUCAGAUCUGGAGGAACUUGAUUUAGCCGAUCCAAACUUCAAUAAAUCCGCUCAAAUUGACCUAAUUUUAGGCAAUGAUUCUGAACGCUUCAUCAGCAUGGAAGGAAUCAGAAAGAACGUAUGUGGCGAUACCUCAGCAUACAAUACAGUAUUUGGCUGGGUAUUGAGCGGUCCAAUGCAAACUGAAAGAAUUUUCUCAUUUUCCACUAACGUGGUUGAAUCCGAGGAUAUAAAAAUAAGCGAACUUCUGAGAAAAUUCUGGGAGCAAGAAGAGGUACCCAUGGCUCCCCCUCUUUGUGAGGAAGAUCAGUUUUGCGAAGAGUUCUACUCUAAAACUACCACCAGAUCCCCGGAUGGUAGAUACAUCGUGAGACUGCCUUUCAAGGCAGAGUUCUCCGAUUCCCUGUCUCUCGGCUCUUCUCGCUUUCUCGCUCUAGCUCAAUACAAUCGUAUGGAGACAAAGCUCUCUGAUGACCCCGAGCUAAAUACAGAGUACAAUUCAGUGUUAAGCGAGUACCUUUCUCUCGGUCAUGCUGAAGAAACCUCUUCUCAGGAGAUAAACUGUUAUGGGAAAUACAAUUCCUUUUAUCUCCCUCACCACGCCGUCAUUCGUCCAGAGCAUAAAUCCACAAAGGUGAGAGUUGUGUUUAAUGCGUCUCGUAAGAGCAAAUCUGGAUACUCUCUGAAUGACGUGCUGCACACUGGGCCUACGCUACAAACCGAUUUGACAUCUGUUAUCCUCGGCUGGCGCAGAUACAGAUAUGUAUUCUGCGGGGAUAUUCAAAAAAUGUAUAGGCAGAUAUGGUUGCAUCCAAUCGAUAGAGCCUAUCAGCGAAUACUUUUCAGGCCGGAUCCUACGGGACCGGUAAAAGAUUUCGAACUAAAAACGGUUACCUUUGGCCUCAACUGCGCCCCGUUUUUAGCCAUCCGCACCCUUUUGAAACUGGCCGCUGACUCUGAGAACAAAUUUCCCAAUGUCGCAGAGACAUUGAGGAAAGAGACAUAUGUCGACGACAUUUUGUCCGGAGGCUUCUCUAUUGAAGACACCAUUCAAGCGCAAGGGGACAUAAUCUCGGUCCUUGCGCAGGCAGGGUUUCCCCUUGUCAAAUUAACCGCGAACGACCCACAAUUACUGGCAAACCUCCCACCCGAAAGUCUAUAUAACUCAGACUUCUUGCGUUUCCAUGACUCUAGCACUACCAAGACUCUGGGUAUCAAAUGGAAUGCCCUAACUGAUUCAUUCAGUUACACCCUCAGCGCUAUUCCAACCGACCAGCCUAUGAGCAAACGCAAAGUUCUCUCCGCCGUCGCUCAACUAUUCGAUCCUGCAGGAUGGGUUGCUCCUGUAGUGAUCAAGUCGAAAAUUCUGAUGCAGCAACUUUGGCUUGAAGGGCUGGAUUGGGAUGACGAACUAAGCUCGGAAACUCUGGGAAAAUGGAAUUCUCUGGUCUCUGACUUGGGUCACAUUGGGUCGAUUUCCGUUCCCAGAUGGCUGCAGUACCAUCCCUCUGAUACCGUGGAGAUUCAUGGGUUCUCUGACGCAUCUCAAGCGGCAAUGUGUGCAUGCGUAUACAUUCGGUGUCAGACCUCCAAGUCUGUAGUGUUCUCGAAUUUGUUCGUGGCGAAAAGUAAAGUGGCUCCUCUGAAGCCUGUAUGCCUUCCACGUUUGGAACUCAAUGGUGCCUUCCUCCUAGCGAAACUUGUCAACUAUGUGGUGGCAGAGACUGAAGGCGAUACAUCACCAGUUCGCUAUUCGAUGGAAAGAAGAGUACCUCAAAGCUCUUCAAAAGCGAUACAAGUGGAAAACCACUUCUCCCAAUAUAAAGGUCGGCGAUCUCGUAGUCGUAAUGGACGAUCUACUGCCGCCUAG
Molecule: messenger RNA, 2454 nt
Organism: Stomoxys calcitrans (stable fly)
Lineage: Eukaryota; Metazoa; Arthropoda; Insecta; Diptera; Muscidae
Exons: 2
Coding region: 1-2454 (817 amino acids)
Biological process (GO): proteolysis
Molecular function (GO): aspartic-type endopeptidase activity
Source: RefSeq, a predicted model, not a curated record